AUGAAUACAUCUAUGACUUCUCUACCAGAAAAUAUCUAUCCACAAUACCGAGCUAGGACUACUAAAAAAGGAAGAUUUCUUAUAGAAGAUUAUAGUGAUUGUGUAGUGAAAGAUUACAAUAAAUUUAUUGUUAAUCUAAAAAGUUGUGAUUUAAAGCAAUCAAAGAUCAAUGAAGAUAAUUUAAAAAAGAUUAUUAAAAUCAUAGAAAUACAAAAUACACAAAUAAAACUCAUAAAAGAAGUUAUUGGUAAAGAUGAUAUUUUGUGUCCUUUCUUUAACAAGACAUGUGAUACUAUUAAUACAUUACUUGAUGAUGUUAAGAGUAAGUUUAACGAAUAG
This is a messenger RNA of Vairimorpha ceranae, 339 nucleotides long. RefSeq lists its product as hypothetical. The coding region runs from base 1 to 339 and encodes 112 amino acids. The record is from RefSeq and is a predicted model, not a curated record. Lineage: Eukaryota; Fungi; Microsporidia; Nosematidae. The transcript has a single exon.